Messenger RNA from Tarenaya hassleriana, 2104 nucleotides. Its product is annotated as pentatricopeptide repeat-containing protein At5g13770, chloroplastic. NCBI's taxonomy places the organism in Eukaryota, Viridiplantae, Streptophyta, Magnoliopsida, Brassicales, Cleomaceae. The record is from RefSeq and is a predicted model, not a curated record. The transcript has a single exon. The coding region runs from base 108 to 2006 and encodes 632 amino acids. Gene Ontology annotation, molecular function: protein binding.
UAAAUAACUUAGAGCCUUACAACUUCAAAAAAAAAAAAAAGAGAGAGAAAAAAAUACACACAAAUACAAAAAAAAAAUAGAGAAGAAGAAACUCUCUACCUCCUCCGAUGGCCGCCGCCGGAGGAUCAUGGUUCGCCGCCGUAAAUCACCGUACGAAUCCUCACGGAUUCGCUUCUCAGACGAACCCUUCGACGAAAGCUUCAGUCUUUCACUUUCAUUCUUCGAACAAGUCUCACUGUUUCGUCAAUGUCCAUUCUUCUCGUUGCUCUUCUCCGGUUCUCGAUGAAGAAGAAAAGAAGCCGAUGAAUCCACUGAGGAUCAGUACAGUGCCCGACAACGAAGACUCGAGGCCGCUGUUCGAACCGGGCCCGGAUGAUCUUAACCGGGUCUUAACCAGUUUGCUUAGAGAUCCUGAAACUCGGGAACUUGCUUACAGCUACUACGAGAAAGCUAAGGAGAGUGAAGAAUUCAGGCCAAGAACUGAGACGAUGAAGCAUCUGAUCAGGUACUUGAUGAAUUCGAACAACUGGGACUCGGUUUUAUCCCUCUGUGAGGAUUUGAAGAAAUAUAAUGUGUUCCCUGAUGGUUAUACUUGUUCGAAGCUGAUCAGUAGUUGCGUCAGAGCCAAGAAAUUUCGGAUUGCGAGUCACUUGCUUAGUGUUUUCGAGGCAGAUAAAUCAUUAGCUGUGUCGGCGUUCGAUUCUGCUAUGAAGGUUUACAAUAAGCUUCAGAUGUUUAGUAGCACGAUCACGGUUUUUGAAAGGAUGAGAUCUGCUGGUAUCGACCCGAGUUUCGGGUGUUAUUGCAAAGUAAUGGAAGCUAAUAAAAGGAUAGGCAAUCCAGACAAGGUGUUAGAGCUGUUUCAAGAAGUUAGGAGUAAGAAUAUGAGUUUCUUGAUGAUGGAAUCGGGUCAUAUGUACGUGAUUUUAUGUUCUUCAUUGGCAAAAUCGGGACGGGUUUCAGAAGCUCUGAAGCAUUUCGAAGAGAUGAUGGAGAAAGGGAUUCCCGCAAAUCCCGCAUUGUAUUCUACGAUGAUUUGUGCCUUUGCCGCUGCCCGAGAAGUUGAAAUUGUCGAAGAGCUCUUCGGGGAAGCUGCGGAGAAGAAAAUGUUGACAGAUCCCGAGAUGUGUUUGAAGGUUGUGUUGAUGUAUAUCCAAGAAAGAGAGAUGGAAAAAACCCCAGACGUAGUAUCCGAAAUGAGAAAAUCUAAGGUAAGGGUUACGGAUUGCAUCUUGUGUGCGAUUGUGAAUGGCUUCUCUAAACAAAAAGGGUUUGGAUCGGCGAUUAGGGUUUACGAAAACUUGAUCGAGCAUGAAGAAUGUGAGCCAGGGCAAGUGACAUACGCUUUGAUCAUAAACGCGUAUUGUCGAUUAGAGCUAUACGAUAAGGCCGAGAAGUCGUUUGAAGAAAUGGAGCGAAAGGGUUUCGACAAAUGCGUAGUGGCGUACUCAAACAUGGUGGAUAUGUACGGGAAAACAAGACGAUUGAGCGACGCGAUGAAACUUGUGGCGAAGAUGAAGCUAAAAGGGUGCAAACCCAACAUAUACGUUUACAAUUCCUUGAUCGAUAUGCACGCAAGAGCGAAAAACGUGAGACGGGUCGAAAAGAUAUGGAAGGAGAUGAAGAGAAUGAAGGUAGUGCCGGACAAGGUGACAUACACAAGCAUGAUCAGUGCAUAUAAUAAGACAAAGGAGUUCGAGAGAUGUGUUGAGCUUUACCAUGAGUUCAGGAUGAACAGAGGAGAGAUCGAUCGGGCCAUGGCGGGGAUCAUGGUGGGUGUGUUCUCGAAAAUAAGUAGGUUCGAUGAGUUGAUGAGGCUCUUGCAGGACAUGAAGGUUCAAGGAACAAGACUCGACGGAAGGCUCUAUUCCUCGGCUUUGAAUGCUCUGCGUGACGCCGGUCUGCAAGUCCAGAUCAGAUGGCUGCAAGAAAACUUCGAAGCAACAACACAAGCUAAUGCUUCGAGAUAUUCAGCUGUGAAGAACAUAAAGGAUCAUGGGUUUUGAUUUCACGGGGAGCUGUCAGAAACCGAGAUUCUUUUGUAAUUAAAUGUAUUGUAUACUCAUAACAAUAUGUAUUUUUGCAAAAAGUAUGUUCAUCAGCA